UUAUUGUCUAGUUUUGUUUUUGGGUACUUGAUAUAAUAUUUUAACAGGACUGUACCAAACAAAAUUUGAAUAAUAGGGACUUAUCGAUAUUAUACCAAGCCGUGGCACAUUUUCUAGACGUGAUGGACAUACCAUAGUCAGAUUAAAUGAAAAUAGAUCAAAAACAAAAUGCAGUGCAUGACUUUUCAAAAUUUUUGCCAUUUUGGAGUUAUCAUGUUUCUCCCAAAUACCACAGAUAUAUAUAUAUAUAUAUAUAUAUAUAUAUAUAUAUAUAUAUAUAUAUAUAUAUAUAUAUAUAUAUAUAUGUUCUUUAAUUUUUAAGUAU
Diabrotica balteata is the source of this 325-nucleotide messenger RNA. The record is from the annotation of a GenBank genome assembly. Lineage: Eukaryota; Metazoa; Arthropoda; Insecta; Coleoptera; Chrysomelidae.